Molecule: messenger RNA, 2551 nt
Organism: Tigriopus californicus
Lineage: Eukaryota; Metazoa; Arthropoda; Copepoda; Harpacticoida; Harpacticidae
Product: silk gland factor 3-like
Exons: 2
Coding region: 398-1756 (452 amino acids)
Biological process (GO): regulation of transcription by RNA polymerase II
Molecular function (GO): RNA polymerase II cis-regulatory region sequence-specific DNA binding; DNA-binding transcription factor activity, RNA polymerase II-specific
Source: RefSeq, a predicted model, not a curated record
UUUGGCACUCUCGGAAAAAGUGCGUUUUUUCGCAGCUGGCGGCGCUCCCUCGAGUUGGUGAAUGGGAGCUGGAAAGGGAAAAAAAGUCAGUCGUUGCCCGCCAAGCAGUUGAGACGUUUGAUACGUGCUAAAGAGCGAGGCCUCUGAGUUGAGAGAAAAAUAUAUAUAUAUAUCCUCUUGCAUUGUUCCUCAAUCAAGUUUGUGACAUGGUUGUUAAUCAAAGCAGCCUACAAUUGACAGUGGUUGAUAAGAUUCCAAAGGAAACAUAAGAACUCUGAUUGUAGAGCUUCUUUUUUGAUCGCCCCUUCCGUCCGGGUGACUGAGAUUCCGCAACAUCAGACCUUCAGUGUUCCGACCGCUCUUGUUGUGACGGUUGCCCAUGUGCGAAUAUGAAUAAAUGACCCCAAUGGCUGCUGCUUACCUAAGUGGUGUCCCGGUAUCCACGAACAACAACGGGGAUCCUUCCUCAAACAGUGUCACUCCUGAAGACUCCUUGACUCACUCCGGGGUGAUGAACCUAGUGAAUGCGGGUUACGGGUCGCCUCGAAGUGCAGUCGAUAUGCAUGAAAUGAAGUACCUCCCUCCCCAGCACCAGUCCUUGCAUAAUGGCCAUCAUGCCUUGGCCUCUCACACGCACUGGGGGAUCCCCACUCCGGAUGCGGCCUCACAUUGGGCCAUGCACCCCGGCGUCCAUCCCCUCUAUUCUCAGGAUCUCAAGCAAGACAUUAAACCACACAGUCCGGCCGACUUCCAAAACUCGGUGGUCAGUCGCUCAGUGUCAGGGGCCACGCACCCCGCGGCCAUGGCCGCUGUAGCCGCCCAUCAUCCAUCCAGUUGGAACCCUCCACCUGUGUCAUCGCCCUACCUCUCCAUGACCCCGAGUUCUGGGGGCGGUGGUGGUCCAAAUUCGCCAUCCCCACUCCAGCACCAUCCUGCCUACGGCAUGAAUGGAGUCCUCCCUGGUCAGAUGCAUCAUCCGUUUGUGGAGCGAUAUCGGGAAAGUCAUAACUCGAGUCCACGUUCCGGGACUGACGAAGAUGGAAUGCAAACACCGACCUCAGACUCCUGCUUUUCAGACGACUUGGAGUCCUUUGCGAAGCAAUUCAAGCAAAGGCGAAUUAAACUGGGCUUCACUCAAGCGGAUGUGGGAUUGGCCCUUGGUACCCUCUACGGCAACGUGUUCUCACAGACUACGAUCUGCCGAUUCGAGGCCCUCCAACUCAGCUUCAAGAACAUGUGCAAACUUAUGCCCCUGCUGAAGAAGUGGUUGGCAGAGGCCGAUUCCACCACGGGGACCUCGGCGUCCAUAGACAAGAUCGCUGCCCAAGGCCGGAAGCGGAAGAAACGCACCAGCAUCGAAGUGUCCAUCAAAGGUGCUCUCGAGCAGCAUUUCAAUAAGAACCCCAAACCCUCAGCUCAGGAGAUCUCAAUGCUAGCAGACAGCCUCCAGUUGGAAAAGGAGGUGGUGCGGGUCUGGUUUUGUAACCGGAGGCAGAAGGAGAAGCGGAUGACCCCACCCCAGAUUGGUGGUGAAGGUUAUUCUCCGCUCGACGGAAAUGGAGAGCACCAUCUCCCUCCGGGUCACUAUGACCAUCCCAAUCCUCACCACCUCUCUCAUGACCCUAGGGAUCACCUAUCGUCAAUGGGUCAGUGUUCACCCGCCAGUUCCAUCCACGCCCACCAGCACAGUCCGCCAAUGAUGUCGCCUCAGCACCUCCCCGGUCAUCUGGUACCCCAUUCCAUGCCUAACCACUGAUAUGGUACAUGAGUGUGGGUGGUGGCUGCAUGAACGAGACUUUCAUGCAGAAGAUACAGAAGACUCUUCUGACCUUCGAUCCAACACAACGACGAACUUCAAAAUGUGAACCAUUUUGCCCGGCCAGAGAAAAUCAGGUUCGCUUCACCAAUGCCACCAAAACACCACCAAUUCCUCCUGCUUUUCCUCAAGAUUGAAUACCGCAAAGAAUUGUCGACAAAUUAGCAGCUGUGAUUUCCUCAUUGGUGAUUUCUGUGAUCUGCCCCAUGCCCCUUAUUUGCCCCGCCCUUUCCCCCCGAUUUAGAACUUCCUCUUUCUCCCUAGACUCGCAAGCAAAGCAGCAGACUGAGCAAAGAAGACGACAUGCAACGCGACAAGAAACCACAACCACCACAACAACAAGAAGAUCAACUACUACUACAACGACAACAACAACAACAACAACAAAACAACAACAAACUUUUCCUUCCAUAGCCAAAGUGUGUACAGUUUUAGACUUUGCCGUGUGAUGAGAAGCAAGUCAGAAGUGCUCUUGUGCUCCUCAUCUUUUCCUUAGAACAAAAAGAACCAACAAGUUGAGUGUUUAAUGUGGAAGAUCAUUUGAAAUCCUCAAAAUCAGCUGUCGAUCCCUCUAAGUCAAAUCGAAUCGAAGAUCAGUUUCUAAGCUCAUUUUGAACGAAAAAAAUAAUGAAUUUAUUAGUGAUUCCUCUCAAUAACUUAAGCCACAUUUGAGGAUAUUACAUUGUUGUUAAAGACUCACUCAACCAAAUAUUCUCAAAAUAAAUGAAAAUGAAA